Messenger RNA from Hippoglossus stenolepis (Pacific halibut), 7326 nucleotides. RefSeq names its product tenascin-X. The transcript is spliced from 20 exons. Bases 257 to 6619 code for a protein of 2120 amino acids. The record is from RefSeq and is a predicted model, not a curated record. Gene Ontology annotation, molecular function: integrin binding; proteoglycan binding. Gene Ontology annotation, biological process: nervous system development; heart development; cell-substrate junction assembly. Lineage: Eukaryota; Metazoa; Chordata; Actinopteri; Pleuronectiformes; Pleuronectidae.
UUCUUCAACUAUGAGAAAAGUUUAGUGCUCUCCUCCUCCUCCUCCUCCUCCUCCUCCUCCUCCUCCUCCUCCUCUUUUCUUUCCUCCUCCUGCUGCUUCUGUCGUUCAGAGCUUCACGGAGCCGAAGGGAAACAGUCAUCACAGCCCUGAACAGGGGGAACGUCGCUGAGAGGACGGAGGAGCAUCCACCAGCCGACGCCAUCACCUGAUCUUCAUCUUUACUUCCAUCCCUCGUUUUCCUGCUGCGACCCCAGCGAUGCUUCCCUUCGCCCCCACCCUCCUCUUCCUCCUCCUGGCUGCUCUGGCCCCCCCGACCCUGUCCACCUCCCAGGAGCUCCAGGUCGGAGGUCACAGGACGCCGAGGGAAGCCAAGCAGGACACCAUCAAGGUGCUGAUCUCCGGGGGCUGCGCCUCUCACGGGGACUCGACCGACGUCGGCCCCGGAGGUAAAGAGUUCGAACUGGCCCCUGGUUCUCCUCUGGUCCUGACCCAUCAGAUCAAACUGGUUCCGUCAGGUUCUGGAUCAGGAUCCGGGUCGUGUGGCUGCGAGUCGGACUUCGCUGCUCUGCGGGAGCGUCUGGAGCGUCUGGAGAGGGAGGUGUCGACGCUCCGAGACAAAUGUGGAGGAGCCGACGGAGGCUGCUGCACCUCCAAGGAGAGUAAAGGUGCUGGUUGUUCCAUCAAACCCAAAGAGGACGAGUGUCCUAACGAGUGCAGUGACCAGGGUCGCUGCGUGGACGGCCGCUGUGAGUGCUUCCCUGGAUUCAGCGGACCCGACUGCAGCGACUCCAACUGUCCUGGGAACUGCCACGACAACGGGAGGUGUGUGAACGGACAGUGUUUGUGCGACCCUGGAUUCAGCGGCCCGGACUGUUCAGGGAAAGCCUGUCCUGACGACUGCAGGGGUCACGGACGCUGCGUUAACGGUGAAUGUGUUUGUGACCGUGGAUUCGCCGGCGCAGACUGCUCUGAGAUUUCCUGCCCUGGAAACUGCACCAACAGGGGGCGCUGCAUUAACGGACAGUGUGUUUGCGAUGAUGGAUUCCGCGGCGCAGAUUGCUCUGAACAAACAUGUCCUAAUAACUGCAACGACCGUGGAAAGUGUGUCGACGGUAAAUGCGUUUGCGACAGCGACUUCACCGGAGACGACUGCUCUGACAACUCCUGCCCAGGAAACUGCAGCAGCAGGGGGCGCUGUGUCACCGGGCAGUGUGUUUGCGAUGAAGGAUUCACAGGUGCGGAGUGCGGUGAAAAAACCUGUCCUAACAACUGCAGCGACCGCGGCAGGUGUGUCAACGGAAAGUGCGUCUGCGGCGUCGGCUUCGCGGGACCAGACUGCUCCGCCAAAGGUUGUCCCGGGAACUGCAACAGCAAAGGGCGGUGCGUCAAAGGCAGGUGUGUGUGCAGGCGUGGCUUCAAAGGGCCGGACUGCAGCCGGUGUGAGGACGGACGGACCGGACCAAGCUGUGACACAGUGAUGUCAGGUGUUUCCCAGCUGAGAACUCAGGACGUCAUGGAGACGUCGGUCACUCUGCUCUGGAGUCGGCCUGCUGUGCAGUACGACUCCUACCUCCUCACCUUCAGCAGCCAGAAGGACAGCGACCAGCAGAUCCUCGCUCAGGUGGACGGAGGCCUCAGCAGCUUCACUCAGACAGGACUGGCGGCCGGUCAGGAGUACAACGCCUCCAUCACCGGGGAGGUCGGCGGCAGGAGAGGAGCCGAGAGUUCCACCGAGUUCAUGACCCUCAUCUCGGGUCCCACCAACCUCCAAGUCGUGAAGAGGACGUCCACGUCCGCGGUGGUCCAGUGGGACAAAUCGCAGGGUGAGAUCGACAGGUACCGUUUGAACAUCACCCCCAGCGACGGAGCCGGGAAGACUCAGGAAAUCACCGUACCUGUUGACCAAGACUCCGCCCACAUUGGGCAGCUGGAGGCGGGGCGUUCGUAUGACAUCAUCCUCGUGGCGGAGAAGGGCGCGAGUCAGAGCCAACCAGCGACCACGCAGGUGGUUCCCGGGAACCGUUUACCAAGGGUUACCACGGCAGCUUUGACCGCGCAGGUCAGACUAGCACCAAGACAAGAAGUUGGCGACUUGGACCAAGAAUUCCACCCAUCACCUGAGAAGCACGUCUCUGACCAACAGGGGAGAUCGGAGGAUGAACCAGAGGCUGACUCUGUAAAGGUUGGACCCAACAAAGACUCUCCAUCUUUGGUUGAGAGAAAUAAACCUCUGGUUAGCAGGACCAUGGCCAUAAAUGGCACCAGACCCAAACACGCUGGAAAGCUCACAUUGUCCAAGAAGCCAAAAGUUCCAGGCCCUUUCAGAUUCAACACAACCAGAGUUGUGCCUGGAGGCACAAAGGUCGGCCGUGGCCCCUGGAAAAAGCCCCUGAUGGGGGAGAAAAAGAAGGUAGUGCCCAAAAAAUCUAAACCAGAUGUCGCCAAAAUAGAAACCAGGACAAUAGAUAUGACUGUGACAGAAGCUCACAUUGAAGCAUCCAGCACUGAGAGGAGGGAUGACAAACAUCCUGCUAUAAUGUCUGGAACCGAUUCAGAAACACACAGACAAAGUAGCUCAGAGGGACCACAGAGGCAACCAGAUGUUAGCGUGACAAGCCAAGAAAACGACACUGCUCCAGUGUCUUCAGAGCGAACUGGGACCAUUCAUGGCCAAGAGAAGAAAUGCCUGAACAAAGUAAAAGUGACGCACACCAGAUUGCCCCAUGAGGACAGAGGCAGCGGGUGUAGAGGGGAUGGGACAGUGCUCGUAGGAAACCCGUUGGAUUCAGAUCGAUCCACUUCUGAUUUGAAACUCUCGUCUGCAGAGACAAACCUGGACUCUUCACCAGAUCCUCUACGAAAACUCCUGACGGACACUUUUGACAGUUUGAAUAUCACAACGUUUUCUGUUCACUUGUCCGAACCAUCAGACCUCUCUGAUGAUGAAGACGCAGUAAGGAGGAAGAUUGUAACAGGACUGAAGCCACUGUCAUCAUUUUCAUCCUCUUCAUCAUCCUUACCAAAGUCACAGUCAUCAUCAUCAUCAUCAUCAUCAUCAUCAUCAUCAUCAUCAUCCACACCAUCACCUUUACAAGUUUCAUCCUCAUCACCCUCAUCACCACCAUCCCUUACACCUUCAUCACCGUCACCAUCAAAGUCACCUCCAUCAUCAUCAUCGUCUUUCGGCUCAGACAAACCAGAUUCCUUUGGAAAUACAGAACAAAAUGCUGAUAAGACCAAAAACACGACUGACACAGCAUCUCCGGAAGAAAGAAAACAAUCACCCUCAGGAAAAGCGGGCGCACCACUUCCCCGCCGCACACCUCCAACACGAGGUUUCAUUCGUCGUCCACGCCCAGUUUUGGGUUUGUUUCAGAACAGGACACAUCUGAAUUUGAGAGGUCCUCACCGUCCCCCUCCUCAUGGAAACAUUAUCCCAAGAGGAGAGUCAGGGACGAGGGAUAAAUCCACGAAUGACUCAUUGCCUUCAUCUGCUUUGGAGGAAUCAUCCCCAGUGAAGAUGAACACAUUAGUCAGGGAUGCGAGUGGAGACAAGGAUGGGCCAGCUGCACCUGCAUCCUCUGGACACAACCAGAGAGUUAUGCUGACAGAAAGAGGACGAAUCCCAGUUCGCCCUCAGACUCCAAAAGGUGGAUAUGUGCGUCGCCCCUUUCCAAACAUGGCAUUUCUUCAGAACAAAACUCGACCUAAUUUAAGGCUUAUGACUCGCCCCAUUCGACCUUUAAGUCCUGAAACAAAAACACAGAGGGUGGAGGUGUCGCCUGCUGAAUUUCCAACUACUUCAUCUCCUCCUGAUGUCAAAGCUGAAAGUCCACAGCCAAUAGGAGAGGAUAGUGAAGAUAGAGCUGUGGUGAGAACCUCCUCAACAAGAAUCUCCAGUGAGCAGUUAAAUCAGACUCUCAGAGGUCGAGGAGAACCUUUCUCCCAUCGCCCAACCAAAGUUCAAUAUUUCCGUCGCUCCCAAAUGUAUGCUGGACCUCUCGAGAACAAAACACGUCCACACUUGAGACGACCUCAAUAUCCACGUAGAGGUCUCAUGCACAAACCUCUCCCUGUCAGAAAGCUGAAUGGAGACACUGUUGGACGUCAAACUAGCCAACAAGAAAAGGGGAGUCCAUCUGAAUUCCCUGAAAUCCCAUACAACCAGUUAGGAGAGCAGGAUGUCCCCAGGCCUACCCAACGAGUAGAAGUUCGAAUAAGACAAACAGGAGAACAAGAAACUGCAGAUGUAAGCCCCCUGAUGGAUGGCCUCAAUACUGCUGUCAGUCCACAAAGUAACAAAUUAGAAAAUGGGGAAAGGGCUCCAAUCCAAACAACCGAAUCUGGGGAAGAAGAAACUGGCACUCUGGUUUAUAAGAAUGAUUCUGACCUCCAUAACCAGCGAGUCAAUACUACCAAAUAUCCUGCGUCUACAGUUCGAGGUAGACAAAAUAUCCAACAAACUUCCUCUGAUUCAAGAGAUUCAAGAACAGUCUCACUUCCAAAGCGACAACCGCCAUCAAGAGGUAUAACAGGACAUCGCACCCAGAUGAGAAGCUCCGUCAGGGAAGAAGAUCCUAAAACUGUUAAAAGGGUGUUUGACACUAAAACUGGACAAACAAGAAACGCUGCUUCAAAACCUUUGGUGGGAUCAGAUGUUGCUUCAACCGGAGUCACAAGAGAACAUCUGGACUACGUAGGAGUGACGAACCGGACCUCAGAUGGUUUCACGCUCAUAUGGGACUCACCCGAAGGAAAGUACAAAAACUUUGUUGUUACCAGGAAACGAGAUGAAAAAGAUGAAACACCAAAUCCAAAGGGAAGUCAGAGAGAUCAACAAAGACGACAAGAAGACUCGGAGAGAGAGGACGAGAAGCAUCAACCGACUCGUGAACCAGGAGAGAGAAGCACUGAAGGUGAAAACCGAGUGUCAGAAAGUGACCUCGCACAUAUUCCAAUGAAGCAAAGCAACACAACAGUUAAACCAGCAACAGGAAGUGAGAAAUCCUUCAAAGAGGUUCUUCCUGGUUCAGCUCGCUCCGUCCACUUUGAGGAUCUGCCUCCUCAGACUGAGUACACCGUCACCUUGCUGGGAAAGGGUCCUGGUCUUCUGUCCAGACUGCACAAGCUCGUCAUCAGUACAGGCCCCGAGCCUCCGACCGACAUCGUCUUCAGCGAAGUGACAGAAAACUCUCUGACAGUUUCCUGGACCAAACCCAAGAAUCCCGUCAGUGGUUUCAAAGUCACCUACACCCACACUGAGGAAGGGGAGCCGGUGUCGGUGUCCCUGGAGUCGGAGGACUCCUCCGUCGGCCUAUCACAGCUCUCUCCUGGUUCAACCUAUGAGGUCAGCAUCCUGUCCAUCCUCGGCCUGGACGAGAGCGACCCAGUCAACGACUUCGUCUCGACACUCCCUGACCCGCCAACACACCUACGGGCCGUGAACGUCACCGACACCAAGGCCUUGCUACUGUGGCGUCCAGCGUUGGCCACCAUUGACAAGUACGCCAUCGUCUAUGGCUCGGGUUCAGGUUCAGAGCUGAGGAUCACGGUGUCUGGAAACGCAGCCGAGCAUCAGCUGAGCGGUUUGGAAGAAUCCACCACCUACACCGUCACCAUCACCAGUCAGCUGGGCCGAGACGAGAGCCCACCGGCUGCAACCAGCUUCACCACCAGCAGAGGGAGCGAAGGCGACGUGCCGCGAGAUCUCCAGGCCGACAACGUGACGCCUCGCACCGCCCUGUUGUCAUGGAAACCACCGGUGAACCCCGCUGCCAGCUACCGGCUGACCUAUCAGACGGAAGGUCAGGAGGUGAAGGAGGUGAAGGUGGAUUCUUCGGUGAGAGAGUUGAACCUCACCAGACUUUAUCCUGGAGCUAAAUACACGGUGCAGCUACAGGCGGAGGCAGGAGGACGAUUCACCUCCACCGUUUCCACUGAGUUCACCACCGGCGCCCUGAGGUUCCCCUUCCCCACCGACUGCUCUCAGGAGCUGCUGAACGGCAUCAGGGCGUCAGGCGAGCUGGAGAUCUUCCCUCAGGGGAACCAGGGAGCGUCGAUGAUGGUUUACUGCGACAUGGAGACGGACGGAGGAGGCUGGACGGUCUUCCAGCGGAGGAAGGACGGCUCGGUGGAUUUCUUCAAAGGCUGGAGGGACUACGUCAAAGGAUUUGGAGAUUUGAGUGGCGAGUUUUGGCUCGGCCUCGAGAGUCUCCACAAUCUGACAACAAUGAGCAGGAUGAGUCUGCGUGUGGACCUGCGAGAUGGAGACGACUCAGUGUUCGCCAAAUACUCCACGUUCGCGGUGGCCAGGAGGAACUACAAACUGACCGUGGGCGGAUACAGCGGUAACGCAGGUGACUCUCUCAGUUACCACAACAACCGCGUCUUCUCCACCAAAGACCGAGACCCGUCGCCGUUCAUCACCCGCUGUGCCAUGUCGUACCGAGGAGGCUGGUGGUACCAAAACUGCCACGAGGCGAAUCUCAACGGACUCUACGGCAUCGACGUCAAACACCAGGGUAUCAUCUGGACUUCCUGGAAAGGGAAAGACACGUCCAUUGCGUUCACUGAGAUGAAGAUGAGACCAGCGUCCUUCAGUCCUGCAGCCAGAGGGUGAAACAGAGAGACGCUUAAUGAACUGCUGAACACACACAGUGGGUCCAUACAUGUGCGAGCACACACGUGUGUGAACACACACCGUCGUGUUAACAGAGUCACACUCACGUCACACCAGAUGAAGACGUGUUUUAUUUAGCAGUAUUUUACUGUUGUUGUACAGUUUUUAUGUUUUUUACCUUUUACCUGUUAAAGCAGCCAAUCAGACGUCCUCCAUAUUUAAUUCAAACAAGCAAAUGGACAGAAGAGACGACGAGGACAGAAGAGGUCGAGGAGGUGGACCGAGAAGCGAGCACAUUCUCACUGUGGUCACGUGAGCUGUCGUUAGUGAAAACUGCUCAAAGUCAAAAUGUUUUUGUUCCUGUUUGUGAAGACAGAGUUGUGUUGAGGUUUUUGUUGUUAAGUUGUGUUUUUUUGCGUUAACAUGCUUGUGUACGACCACGAAGCCACCCCCUCACUUAACCACAGGUGAUGUCAUCACAUCAGACUGUAAAUAAAAAGUAAUGACAGCUCCCCAACUGGAUCGCCCCCUGUUGGCUGACUGCAGUAUAGAACAUCUGGUUCCUCGUACAUGAAGCUGAUGUUUGCAGCACUUUGUCUGUGCAUUAAGACUUUUCAUUAUGUUUGAUGUAAAUAAAUUAGAUACUCGAUGAUUAGUUCGUCUCUAAAAUGUUUAAUUUUCACAAUCUAAUAAAAAAAGCUUUUUUA